UAAGUUUAUGUUCUGAUAAAACUGUUGUUCUCUUUGAGACACAGCGUUGGCAAUCCUGUCUACUGGCGGGACAGUUUGCAUAAACUGUCAAAUCAGAUUUUAAAACAAAACUAUUUGUUUUAAAGGAACUCAGUAUUUUUUUAAAAAUGGAUAGUGCAACUGAGGAUUUGUACAUGCAACAAUUACAAGAGCUCGUCAGAGAUGAAGACAAAAUUAUUACUCUUCCUAUAGUUGCAUCAAAAUUUAAUUUGAACGUUCAAGCUGCUAGAGAUUUGUUACAAAAAUUCAGUAAAGAUAACAAAGAUUUGAUUGCUACAUACAUGAUAACAGGAAUUACGAAGGAGAAUAAGAAAAGGGCUGUGAUUAUGUUAAAAAAUGAAGACACACAAAAGAAAGAUGAUAUAUUUGAGAGCAUAUCUGGACAAACGAUAUUCAGUAUACAAAAGAGUGAUAAUGUAGAUUUUAACACAAUAUUCAUGGCAAACAAAGAAGAACUGGCCAACCGAGAGUCAUCAUUACAGGGUUAUAUAGUAAGUAAAAACAGUGUGAAAAGGGUAUUAAAAACUAAAAAGUUGCCACCUCCACCUGUGCCAACAAUUAAAGGCAGAUCAACAGUAUUCUUUAAACAACAAAAGCCAGAAGAGAAGAAAGAAGAAACACCCUCGGCUUUCAAUAAGAAAGAACAAAAUGCUGAGCAAAAGUCCCCAGCAAGUAAGAAACCUGACAACAAGGGUAAACCGGGGGCUUUGGCAAACAUGUUUAGCAAAAUGCCUAUUAAACCUAAAAAGGAACAAGAUACCAAUCAGAAAGAUGACAAAGAAAAUGUUAAUGGUAAAGAUGAUUUGAACAUGGAAGUAGAUGUGAAUGAAGAUGAGGAUAAAAGUACAGUUUCAGAAACAACAAAGAUAGUAAAAGAACAACCUAAAACUGACAGUAAAAAAACAAGUAAAAGGCCCAGAACAGAAAAAUCUAAUGAUGCUCCUAACAAGAAAAGGAAAAGGAUUAUACAAAAGAAUGAUUCAGAUAGUGAUGAUUUGUUCGAAAAUGAAGAAGAAGAAAAUGAAAAUAUUAUUGAAAAAUCUGAUGAUGAGCCAGAGCCAGUCAAAGUGAAACCUACAUUUGUGCCAAAGAAUAAACGAAGGAAAGCCGUCGAAAAAACAUAUGAAGAUGAUGAAGGUUUUAUUGUGACAAAAACUGAAUACGUUUUUGAGAGUGCAUCAGAUGAAGAAGAACCACCUAAAAAACCACCAGAACCAAAAGCCAAUCCUCAGAAAAAAGUUGACAAGAAGAACAGCAGUAAUUCUGAAACUGAAGUAUCCCCUAAAAGUAAUUCUAAGGGUAAAAAAGGAAAGAAGGAAACUAAAAGUCAACCAUCAAUUAUGAGUUUCUUUAAGAAAAAAUAAUUUAUUGUAAAAUAAUCUGUUUAACUUUGCAUGUUUAUUAUGUUUCUUUUAUAAGUAAUAUUGUUACUAUGUCUUAUAGUUGUUAUUACAGUUCUAAUAAUAAGUUUUUUUAUAUAUAA
Aethina tumida (small hive beetle) is the source of this 1522-nucleotide messenger RNA. RefSeq names its product DNA polymerase delta subunit 3-like. The transcript has 7 exons. NCBI's taxonomy places the organism in Eukaryota, Metazoa, Arthropoda, Insecta, Coleoptera, Nitidulidae. Gene Ontology annotation, cellular component: delta DNA polymerase complex; nucleus. The record is from RefSeq and is a predicted model, not a curated record. Gene Ontology annotation, molecular function: DNA-directed DNA polymerase activity. The coding region runs from base 147 to 1403 and encodes 418 amino acids. Gene Ontology annotation, biological process: DNA replication; DNA strand elongation involved in DNA replication; DNA synthesis involved in UV-damage excision repair.